AUGGGCUUCAGAGAUCUAGAGGUUUUCAACAAAGCUCUGCUUGCUAAGACAGCUUGGAGGCUGAUUCAAAAUCUUGAUGAUUUGUGGUGUAGGAUUUUGAAGGGUGUUUAUUUCCCUAAGUCUGACUUUCUGAAGGCUAGGAAGGGAAGUAAAGCAUCAUGGGCUUGGACUAGUAUUUUAGAAGGAAGAGAAGUGUUAAAAGAAGAUCUGUGUUGGAAAAUAGUCAAUGGUGGGAAAGUGAGAGUAUUCAGUGAUGAUUGGCUGACAAAUGGACCUGUAUACUCUUUAAAACCAAGGGUAUUGACUGAUGAGAUGAAAAAUUUAAUGGUUAGUGAUCUUAUCAGAGAUGGUAGAUGGACACUGGAGAAUUAUGGGAAUAUUUUGGAUGAGGAAGAUAUUGGAAGAAUUAAAAGAGUCAAACUUCCAAGGUCUAAUUUGGAAGAUAUGAUGAUGUGGUUGUGA
Neltuma alba is the source of this 462-nucleotide messenger RNA. RefSeq lists its product as uncharacterized. The record is from RefSeq and is a predicted model, not a curated record. Lineage: Eukaryota; Viridiplantae; Streptophyta; Magnoliopsida; Fabales; Fabaceae. The transcript has a single exon. Bases 1 to 462 code for a protein of 153 amino acids.